CCAUGUGAUUAGGGGAGGGCGAGUCUAAGCACACAGGACAGCCCUGAGUAAGGAGCUAGAGCUCUCACUACUCAAUCUCAGCUGGGGAAGAAGAAAGAGGAGCCGGAAAAUCACAGGAGACAGAUAAUCAAGAUGGAUGAUCCUACGGACAGCACACCUGAUAAUUCUAACAGCAUCAGAAAUCUAUCAAGGAAUCAGAUAUUGACACUUCUUUCUACUGCUUCACUUAACUUUAGUUCUAUGAUCUGUUACUCCAUUUUGGGACCUUUUUUUCCUCAAGAGGCUGUGAAGAAAGGGCUUAGUAACACAGUGAUCGGCUUAAUAUUUGGAUGUUUUGCUUUGUUUAAUUUUUUAAGCUCCUUAAUAUUUGGGAGAUAUCUUGUACAGAUCGGAGCAAAAUUUAUGUUUGUGUCAGGUUUGGUUGCAUCUGGAGUUGCUACAGUACUUUUUGGGUUGCUUGACAGAAUUUAUGAUGGAACAAUAUUCGCGGCUAUGUGCUUUCUGGUCAGAGCAGUGGAUGCUGUGGGUUUUGGUGCUUCAAUAACGGCUUCUUUUUCUAUUUUGGCAAAAGCAUUCCCCAACAAUAUAGCUACUGCAAUGGGAUUUCUUGAAAUUUUUACUGGGCUUGGACUUAUCUUAGGCCCUCCAAUAGGAGGACUUCUAUACCAGACAUUUGGAUAUGAAGUCCCCUUUAUUGCCAUUGGCUGUAUUGUAUUUGCAAUGGUGCCAUUAAAUAUUUUCAUCUUGCCAAAAUAUGAUUCUGUACCAAGUAAAAGCUCUUUCUGGGCUUUGGUGAAACUACCCAAAAUGAUGGUAAUGUGUUUUACCAUCUUUUCAUUGAGCUCAUGCCUAUCAUUUUUGGACCCAACCAUGUCAUUGUUUGUAAUUGAAACAUUUCAUUUGAAAGUUGGAUAUGUUGGGCUGGUUUUUCUUGGGCUUGCCUUGUCGUAUUCACUUAGCUCACCACUGCUUGGAAUGAUUAGUGACAAGUUACCAGAAGCGAGGAAAUGGCUUAUUAUUGCUGGCAGUCUUGGUACUGCAGCAUGCUUUUUCAUGUUAGGGCCUGCCCCUAUAUUUCACAUUGAAAGUAAACUUUGGCUGUUUAUUUUCGUACUUGUGUUGGAUGGAUUUUGUAUUGGCCUGUCUCUCAUACCAGUGUAUCCAGAGAUGCUCAGCUCUGCAUAUGAGCAUGGCUUUGAGGAAGGGCUUAGUACAUUGGGCCUCAUAUCUGGGCUGUUCGGUGCUAUGUGGUCUGCAGGAUCAUUUAUUGGCCCGACCCUUGGUGGGUUUCUGAAUGAAAAGUUUAACUUUAAAUGGGCAGCUGCCAUGCAAGGCCUUUUACCAUUAGUGGCGUUUAUUUUGAGUGUUGCAUUUUACACCUGGGAAAUUCAUAAAAGAAAAAGAAGGCCACAGUCUGAAAAUGUUAGUACAGCUCAAGAAAGAGAACCUAUUUUGCAAGAGGAUUGAUGAAGACUAAUAAAAGUUGUCUUUUCCACUAUUUAAAGCACUUUUGCAAAGGAAAGUGGAGGCAUUGCCCACAAAUGCCAGUGUUUACAUUUUAGCCUGAAUGUUAGAAAAUUAAAAUAGGUGGUUGUUAUGGGUAAUGCCACUAUUUUUUCUACACACAUUAACUCAGUUGUUUUAUUUUGCGAAAUAGCAUGUGUUUAUAGAGUUAUAUAAUGUUUAUAUAGUUAUUGUACAGGUUUAUUAAGCUAGAUUGAAGUCUGAAUGCUUUUUUAUUUUUAUUUGUAUGUGUAUUGCAGUCUGCCAGUCAGUCAGUUAUUGUAGAGAACACAUAAUUUGCAAAGUACUUUGAAGUACAUUUUGGUAACAACUAAAGAUGACAUUUUAAUUAUUAUAGUAAUACAGGUAGUUGCUAACAUGUUGAGUCACUUCCAAGCUUUUUAUAUCAUUUUAUGACAGCAGGAUCUUUGCCUCAUGUUUACAAAGUGCCAUAGCUAUUAAAGGACAAUUUAAGUUC
Messenger RNA from Rana temporaria (common frog), 1981 nucleotides. It is a transcript of the gene SLC18B1, whose product is annotated as solute carrier family 18 member B1. The record is from RefSeq and is a predicted model, not a curated record. The transcript has 14 exons. Gene Ontology annotation, molecular function: transmembrane transporter activity. The coding region runs from base 133 to 1467 and encodes 444 amino acids. Gene Ontology annotation, biological process: transmembrane transport. NCBI's taxonomy places the organism in Eukaryota, Metazoa, Chordata, Amphibia, Anura, Ranidae.